AUGGAUUUGUUGUUAUACAUGAAAUACCAAACCAACAAACGUAUUCUUGCUGAGACGACAUACAAAUUCUUAAUUAUUAUUUAUAUAAGAGGCAUACCCAUGCAAACUGGUAUCGAUAAAAUUACACAGGCUGUACAAUAUGAUAAUGAAGGAAAGUAUCCUGAGGCAAUUGCCUGUUAUAAAGAUGGCUGCAAAGUUCUAAUGGAAUCCCUCAGAUUUGAAAAGAAUCCAUAUGUAGUAAAGAAUUUAAAUGAAAAGAUCGUGUCCUAUAUUGAUCGUGCAGAAAAACUAAAGAAACAAGUUGAAGAAAGCAAGAAGCCUGCAAAGCCAAGUCAGGAAGACGAUGACGCUGACGAAGGCAAGAAGCUCCAAAGUCAGUUAAGCAGCGUGAUCGUGACCUCGAAGCCAAAUAUCAAAUGGGAGGAUGUUGCAGGUCUGAAAGUGGCGAAGGACGAACUGAUGACCGCUGUGAUUCUCCCUGCCACGCAGCCUCAAUUGUUCGCAGGCAAGCGCGCUCCCUGGAAGGGCAUUCUGCUCUACGGCCCUCCCGGAACGGGUAAAUCCUAUUUGGCGAAGGCCGUCGCCUCCCAGGCCGACAGCACGUUCAUGUCGGUGUCGUCUGCGGAUCUGGUGAGCAAAUGGCAGGGAGAAACGGCUCGAUUGGUGAAGAAUCUGUUCCAGCUGGCUCGGAAGAACAAGCCGACGGUGAUCUUCAUCGAUGAAAUCGAUUCGCUGGGCGGGUCGCGCGACAGCGGAAACAGCAGCGGCGGCCAGAAGCAGGCCUUGACGGAGUUCUUGGUGCAGAUGGACGGCGUGGGCAAGGACCAGACCGGGAUUUUGGUGCUGGGCGCGACGAACGUGCCGUGGGAAAUCGAUUCGGCGCUGCGUCGCCGCUUCCAGAAGCGAAUUUACAUUCCGUUGCCGGACGAAGAGGCGCGGAAGGCGAUGUUCAAGAUCCAUUUCGGGAAGGAAAUGCACGAGCUGACCGACGAGGAUUUCGACUAUUUGGCCAAGCACACAGAGGGAUUCUCCGGCUCGGAUAUCAGCAAUCUCGUCACGCAGGCCCUGCUCUCGCCGCUGCAGAAGCUGCAGAAGGCGGAGUACUUCUAUCUGGGCAAGGACGGGAUUUAUUAUCCCUGCGCGGCCAGCAGCGCGGGCGCGAUUCGGAUCAGUCUGUUCGAUCUGCCGCAGGGCAAGGUGACGAACCCGAUCUUCAAGCGAGAAGACAUCGACGAUCUGCUGAAGCGCGCGGUGAAGGCGUCCUCAGCGACGGAGCUGAAGCGCUACGAAAAGUGGACGAAGGAGUUCGGAGAGGAAGGCGUCUAA
Molecule: messenger RNA, 1326 nt
Organism: Blastocystis hominis
Lineage: Eukaryota; Bigyra; Opalinata; Blastocystidae
Exons: 9
Coding region: 1-1326 (441 amino acids)
Biological process (GO): vacuole organization; endosomal transport
Molecular function (GO): ATP hydrolysis activity; ATP binding
Source: RefSeq, a predicted model, not a curated record